AUGCAUCAUGGCCCGCACCUGCUGAAUAUCAGCCUUUCUGUCUUCUCUGGUAAUCGAGAGGACUGGGAGUCCUUUCAAGAUCUUUACUUUGCUCUCGUACACGACGAUUCGAGUCUUACUGACGUCCAGAAGCUGUAUUACUUAAAAUCGCACAUACAAGGCGAGGCUAAGGCAGUUGUGGACACGCUGCAACUCACCGGCGAUAAUUACUCUAUUGCUUGGGCACUGAUGGGAUCCAGAUUCGAGCACACUCGGCUGUUGGUUCAGGACCAUAUCAUGGCCAUCCAGAACAUCAAGCCACUUCGUGAGGAGUCCGCGGCGAGUGUACAGAAACUUUUGGAUACUCUAGCUAAACACCAAGAUCAACUACGAGCGCUUGAGCAGCGUGUAUACGAAUGGGAUAUAUGGAUGAUUUCAUUCGCUGCCACUGGCAUGGACUCCUUGACCAGAAGAGCCUGGGAGGAUGAACUGGAAAGACUUGAGGCUGGAGGCGCAUCAGAGAGCGAAACUGUAGCCACGUUCGCUACUCUGUCAAGCUUUCUGCAGCGCCGUGAUCGUUCGCUCACCUCCGUAGAAUCCCUCAGCACAGAACGCUUAACAAGCAACCGCCCACCAGCUCCAACAUCAGCGAGUCUCAAUUACGGAUCCCUUGCUACACAAGCCAAUGAUGUCGACACCGAAUGUGCAGCUUGUUAA
Molecule: messenger RNA, 696 nt
Organism: Copidosoma floridanum
Lineage: Eukaryota; Metazoa; Arthropoda; Insecta; Hymenoptera; Encyrtidae
Source: RefSeq, a predicted model, not a curated record